AUGAGCAUUGUAUCAAAUAUAGUCAGAAGGACACCAUUGUUCCUGUCAAAGACAUCAUCAGGUGCUUGCUUGAACAGAGCUGGAGAACAGUUUAGAUUGUCAAACAAUAGAAUGAGAAGUGGAAACGAAGAUGGUCCACUUCAUGAUCUACCAGACUUUCACUUUGCAGACGGAAGACCUGCACCAAUCACAGAGAAACAGAUGAAAUGGCAAAGAACAAGAGAGAAUAGAGAGGCUAUCAUCAAUCAGCUAAAGGCAGAGGUGAUUGCUGAGCAGAAGUACGUCACAGAUAAGAUUGCUGACUUCCAGACAAAGGUCGAUCAGAAGAUCAAAGAGAGAAGAGAGAAGAAGUCACAGAUCAACAAGUUAUUUAAUGAUAAGAAGCAAGACACUUCUUCGACACAGCAGCAACCAAGCCAAUAA
Messenger RNA from Acytostelium subglobosum LB1, 423 nucleotides. RefSeq lists its product as hypothetical. Gene Ontology annotation, molecular function: structural constituent of ribosome. The transcript has 3 exons. The record is from RefSeq and is a predicted model, not a curated record. Gene Ontology annotation, cellular component: mitochondrial large ribosomal subunit. Bases 1 to 423 code for a protein of 140 amino acids. Gene Ontology annotation, biological process: mitochondrial translation. NCBI's taxonomy places the organism in Eukaryota, Evosea, Eumycetozoa, Acytosteliales, Acytosteliaceae.